GCUUCUGCAGGCGGCUUCUACUCCAAGUGAUGAUGGGGAAAAUCAGCUUCUCUCUGAUUCUCGCCCUGGCUCUGGUGACCCUCAGCACCUCUUCAGAGAGAAAGUGUGACCUGUCCGGACUGUGGCGGAAUGAGCUGGGCUCACUGAUGGAAAUAGAUAAAGUUAACGAUGCAGGAGAAUUUUCCGGCAAUUACCUCACAGUUGUGACGGCCACCAGCAACUGUAUCCGCAGCUCGCCCCUGAAGGGAGCCCAGCAUGACACGACACAGAGGAGCCAGCCGACCUUCGGCUUCACUGUGAACUGGGAGACGUUCUCGAACUCGACAACCGUCUUCGUAGGCCAGUGCUUCGUUGGUGAUAAUGGGAAGGAAACUCUGAAGACCAUGUGGCUGCUGCGUGAGAAGGUCGGAUCCCCUGGAGAUGGCUGGAGAGCGACCAGGGUCGGCACAAACGUUUUCACCCGGAAACGAAAUCUAGAGCCAGGGAAAAUCAUUCAGCAGCACUCUCCACCCUGUGAUACUCCAGUUCCACCAGCCCCAGCACAGUGAACACGCCCUCCAGCUCCACGGCUCCUGUGCCCACCCGGUCUGGAAUUGUCCUGGGCACUCUCAAGUGUGUCUCGCCCAGCAGAGUCGCCCGUCUCUGUCUCCACCUCCCCCUCGCUCGCUGGUUACCCCUCCCAGAAUCGCUGCCCGCGCCCCCAAUGCUGCAGUUUAGUUCAUUUCUCAGCAAUGCUCUAGUGCUGGAGGCAAAUGAGUGUCUUGUGUUUUUAUCGCUCUUGGCUUUUUCAGUCAUGGCGUCCAUCUGCCCCUCUCCUACUUCCCUGGAUGAUCCUGAAAUCUCUCCCAUUAGCUGGGGUCUUUCCAGGACUCUCCUGGCAGCUUUAUUGCCCUGGUUUGCUCCUUUCCUCGCUCUCCAUCAGUCUACGGCAGAGAUUGCACCAACCUUACUAAAGUCCCAGGGAAAUGGUGCUCCCGUUCCAAAUGGCCUUCACGUUAGCUCAGGGCUAGUCAGUGCUCCCAGCUCAAAGCUGCAUUUCUCUUAGAAAGUUUCAGCCCUUCAUGAGUUCUGGAUUCUA
Messenger RNA from Mauremys mutica (yellowpond turtle), 1078 nucleotides. Its product is annotated as avidin-like. The record is from RefSeq and is a predicted model, not a curated record. The coding region runs from base 30 to 548 and encodes 172 amino acids. The transcript has 4 exons. Gene Ontology annotation, molecular function: biotin binding. NCBI's taxonomy places the organism in Eukaryota, Metazoa, Chordata, Testudines, Geoemydidae.